UGGAAGGAACCAAGAUGUUCUUCAGCAAACAAACUGUGGUAACACCCAGACAAUUAAAUAUUAUUUAGGAAUAGUAGGGAGUGAGCUAUCAAGCCAUCAAAGGACAUGGAAGAACUGUAAAUGCAUAUGUAAGUAAAAGAAAUCAGUCUUAAAAGGUUACACAAUUCAAACCAUAUGCCAUUCUAGAAAAGGCAAAACUACAGAGACAGUAAGAAGAUCAGUGGUUGCUGGUGGUUGGAAAGGGGAAAGAUUACAUGGAGCACAGGGGAUUUUUAGGGUAGUCUGUAUGAUACUAUAAUGGUGGAUAAAUAAUAUUAUGUAUUUGACAAAACCCAUAAAACAGUAAAACACCAAGAGUUAACUCUGAAGUAAACUAUGGACUUUAGUUAAUAAUAAUGUAUGAAUAAUGGUUCAUUAAUGAUAACAAAUGUUUCACUACAAUGCAAAAUGUUAAUAAUAGGUAAAACCAAGGACCAGCAGGGAGAGGGGUAAUACAUGGGAACUCCACUUUCUGCUCAAUUUUUCCGUAAACUAAAACUACUCUAAAAAAUAAAGUCUACAAAAAUAGCAUCUAAAUGUCCCUUUACUUUGGUUUUCAUUGAUAUAUGUAUGGAACUUGAGCAUUUUUUCAUGUUUUUAUCCACUUGUAUUUAGCCUUUUAUUUUUUUCUUUGUUUUUUUCUUACUGUUUUUAAGAGCUUUCUAAUAUAUUGUCAUUGCACUUUUAUAUUUUCUUAUAAAUCCUCCCUACCUCAUGUCAUUUGGUAUUACUGAUAAACACAUGAUUUAUUGAAUAUAUUUUAUUUAUUUAUUUAUUUAUUUAUCUGGCUGUGUCGGGUCUUAGUUGCAGCACGUGCCAUCUUCGUUGCAGCAUUCGGGAUCUUUUGUUGCAGCGCGCAGGCUACCCUGUAGUUGUGGCACGCAGGCUUAGUUGCCCCAAGGCAUGUGGGAUCUUAGUUCCCAGACCAGGGAUCAAACCCAUGUAUAGGAAGGUGGAUUUUUAACCUCUGGACCACCAGGGAAGUCCCUACUGAAUGUUUUUUAAACUACUGAUCUAAUCCUUUGUGAUUCCUUUCACUGCUUUUCUACUUAGGAAGCUUGCACACUUCAUGAAAUCAUAUAAAUACAUUAUUUGUAUUCACUUCUAAUAGUGUUCUGAUUUCAGUUUUGCCAGUCACUCUCUUUUCUAUUAGGUAUUUAUUUUGAGGUAUUUUUCAAAUGUUUUCUAGUUUCCUAAACACCAUUUAUUAUAUCAUUUAUCUUUUAUGGGUUAAUUUGUGAUAUAUCUAUAUUACAAACUAAAUUCUCAUAUUGGCUAAUAUCUGUUUCAUGACUGUCCAGUCUGUCCCACUGAUAUUUCUGUAUUUAUGUCCAUUGCACUGUUUUAAAAGUUGCCUGUCCUCAUUCAUUUCCUUUUACAAACUUUCUUGACUUUCCAACUAAGUUAAUAUUCCUUAAGUAUGACCAGUUAAUACUCCUACUAAUCACUUUCCUUGAGUGGAUGGAUCAUAAGAGUCUUAAACAGAAUAAUUACCUCAGAGGAGUCAAAGGCAGCAACAUUUCCGUAACACUCAACGCUACAGGAAAGCAGAGGCCAUGCCUCUUACCUUUCUAUACUUAGUUCUAACCCACUGCCUGGCAGACAGUAGGCACUCAAAUAAUUGUGGAAUAAACAGAAGAUAAGGAGAUGCAGAGAAUCAUUUAGAUGUCUACAAAUAUCUAAAUAUUAUCAUGACAAAGAGAAAUGAUUUUCAGAGAGGAAUUAAAACCAUGUAAGUUAUAAAAAGACACAUUUCAACUCAAAGGAAGGAACUUUUUCUUAAAUGUAUAUGAAAUUAAGGAUAACUGUCUCUUAGUUUAGAAAUUCCCUCCUGUGGUAGAGAUGUAAUAUUCAAACAGAAAUUAAGACUUUUUUUUUUUAAUUUUAAAGAGGGACAUAAAAGGUAGAAGGCUCUCAUUCUCUUUAUUUUCAAUUGAAAAGGCUUCAUGAUAAAUGGUCUCCUUGUUCUUGGUUAAAAGAUUUUAUGAUAGGGACUUCCCUGGUGGUGCAGUGGUUAAGAAUCCACUUGCCAAUGCAGGGGACAUGGUUGGAUCCCUGGUCUGGGAAGAUCCCACAUGCCGUGGAGCAACUAAGCCCAUAAGCCAUAACUACUGAGCCCACGUGCCACAACUACUGAAGCCUGCGCGCCUAGAGCCUGUGCUCUGCAACAAGGGAAGCCACCGCAAUGAGAAGAACACGCACCACAAUGAAGAGCAGCCCCCGUUCGCCGCAACUAGAGAAAGCCCGUGCGCAGCAACGAAGACCCAAUGCAGCCAAAAAUUAAUUAAUUAAUUUUAAAAAAGAUUUUAUGAUAGGGAAUUGCCUCUACACACCCUGACAAUUUCUGUCAUUCAUUCAACAAAUAUUUAUAGAGCACCUAUUAUAUACCAAGUACUGUACUAAGUGCUUAGGUUACAAAAUUAACAUGAAACAGAAAAGGCACAGUCCUCUCAACCUAAAGAAAUGUAAAGAACUGCAACACGAGCAUGCAGGGCACAAUUAGAAUGUAUGGUGGGAGUUCUGAUUUGGUCUUUGGAAUUGGGGUGUAUUAUGCUACAUUGGUCAUUAUGACAACGACAGACAAAUUGGGAGAGUAAUGGAGAAGUUACUAUAUGAUAAUGGAGGAAUUAUCUAUAAAAUCUUUGCACAAUAUCCUUCUCCGAGUCAAACUUGAGACAGAGAAUGGUCUGCUUCAAGAUAUUAUUUCAAGGCAAAUGGCAUGAGGGUAAUAAAACAUCAUUAAAUUCUGCAACUCCCAAUGAUCUCUUUCUCUCUACAUUUCCCUGGAACUUGAAGAGACCACAAUGGCAAGGCAGAAAGGAGAUGUUCCUGAGGCUGGUACUUUCGCAGGAAUUAUACAGCAAAGGAAUAGUCAUGAGUCAGGGAAGAUGCAAGACACCCCUGCAUGGUGUGGGACAUUCAUUUUUAAAGAGGUGUUCCUGGUAGUAGUGGUUGAAGCAGGGAAGGGAGGGUAUUAUUGAGGAGAUCUUGGUCUAGAAAACGCUAGAUAAAACAUAAGACUUCAUGAGUGAAUGAGUUUCAAAUGUAUGGCACAUUCCUGUUUUGUCAUUGUUUGAACAUUAUUCUUGCCUCUUUCCAGGCAAUUUCCACAAGUUAUAUGGAAACAGGGACCCAAACAGCUAUUUCAAAAUUCAUCCUUCUAAGCCUUUCGGAAGAUAUGGACCUGCUGCCCCUCCUCUUUGGGCUGUUCCUGUCCAUGUACCUGGUCUGUGUUAUAGGGAACCUGCUCACCAUCCUGGCCAUCAUCUCAGACUCCCACCUCUACUCCCCCAUGUACUUCUUCCUCUCCAACCUGUCCUUCACUGACAUCUGUUUCAGCACCACCACAGUCCCCAAGAUGUUAGUGAACAUCCAGAUGCAGAACAAAGGCAUCACGUAUAAAGGCUGCCUUACCCAGAUGUAUUUUUGCAUGAUCUUUGCUGGGCUAGAUAAUUUGCUACUGACAGUGAUGGCCUAUGACCGGUUCGUGGCCAUCUGUCACCCCCUAUACUACACGGUCAUCACGAACCCUCGCCUUUGUGGUCUCCUGCUUUUGCUUUCUUGGUUGAUCUGCCUGACAUAUUCUUUGUUGCAAAGCUUGGUUUUGAGGGUGUCCUUCUGCAAAGAGACAGAAAUCCCCCACUUUUUCUGUGAACUUGCUCAGAUUCUCAAGCUCACCUGCUCUGACGCCCUUGUUAAUGACAUCCUGCUGUAUUUUGUUAACGGCCUGCUGGGUGUUAUUCCCCUGACUGGGAUCCUUUUCUCUUAUCUUAUCUCCUCUAUAAUGGGCAUUUCAUCUACUGGUGGGAAGUAUAAAAUCUUUUCCAUCUGUGAGUCUCACCUCUCAGUCAUCUCCUUGUUCUGUGGUGCAGGCCUUGGGGUCUCCCUCACUUCUGGAACAGCCCAUCCCUCCAGAAAGGGUUCAGUAGCCUCGGUGAUGUACACGGUAGUCACCCCCAUGCUGAAUCCCUUCAUCUACAGUCUGAGGAACUGAAGGGGGCUCUGAGGAGACUUUUCACUAGAGGAACAUACUCUCAGUGAGAUAAUGGAAGUUAAGGGCAGGCAACAGAGAUCCCAAGUGCUGAUAACUGGUGUUCCUGAAUAUGUUACCUGAAGACAUAGAAAAUAAAUACCAUUUAUGAUAUACUAGAAGAAAACAUUCCUGAGUCAAAGACAAACUUGAAGCGGCACACCAGAAUGUUCACCGUCCACCAAGAAAGAAUGGCCAACUCUAUAUAGGAAAAAAAUCUAAAAAAGAGUGGAUAUAUGUAUAACUAAUUCACUUUGCUGUACACCUGAAACCAACACAACAUUGUAAAUCAACUAUACUCCAAUAAAAAGUUUUUUUAAAAAUGGCCAACCAAUAACAAAACUUCUCAUGAAAACAAACUAUUUCAAGGAUACAGAUUCCUACAAGCAUCAUGGGAGGAGAAAUCAAGUCAAGGAAUGCAGAUGGGGAGAAGAGGACAAGAGUGACAACAAAAGUUUACACACUGGCUCAUCUUUUAACCCUCUCGGUUAUUCUAGCACCAUGCCUAUUGGACCAUGUUUUUCCCUGGUCUUGGUCUGAAAACCAUUACUCGGACUGUCUCAUACCAACCUCCCUCACUCCAUAAGAUUUUACUUACUGAUUCUUGCUUUGGUGUUGGCUAUUGACCUAUACUGAGGAUAAUAAGAAACUUAAUAAGAAACUUCUUUAGGAAAAUCAUUGUAGUGCCUACUUUAAGAGAAGGGGAAUUCUGGUCUUUGUCAAUCCAUCUGAUCUGGAAUAAAGGUCCAAAGCAAUCUACUCGCUGUCUUCCUUGGCUGGCCCAUGCUUCCCCAAAUCUUCACACACCUGUUUCCUUUUCACAAGUUGGGCUUCAAAUCAAAACUGUCAGCUCUUCUGAGAGCCCCACCCUGACCACCAUCCUCCUAUUCAUUCGUUUCCAUAGCACUUAUCAUAUUUUGAGGGGUGGCAGAACAUAGAGGCUAAGAGGGCUCUGGGUUAAUAUCGCCAUCAUUCACUACGAGUGCAACCUCAUGCAAGUUAUUUAACUUCUCUGUGCCUCUAUGCCCCAUAAUAUAUUUCCUGAAGAGUUCUGGUGGGGAUUAAAUGGUACACUUAUAAGACAGCCCAGAACAAUGUCUGGUAUAAGCACUCAAUAAUUGUUAUCCAUCACAAGAUCCAUGAGAGCUGUGUGGGUCCAUGUUCACCAUGUGAAGGUACAAAGGGAUCCGUUAUCAGCAGAACAGGUAGAAAAGCUGACUAGAGAGGGUUGAUCAGGCUAUGGAUUUAGAGGAGGCUGAAUGAAUCCCCAGAGCUCUGACUUAGGGCACCAAGGACGUCAUGUAGGAGGGGGCCCUGUGCAAGGCUCAGCCCUCUGAAUUGCCCCAGGAGCACCAUGUGCUGGAGAUCAGAUCUGUAGAGUCCAGGAGAGAACUUUCCUGGAUCUAGAGACUAAGGAUUGGACCAGGAAAUGGCCCCAAACAAGGACUCCCUACAACAGGGAACUGGGAGGGCAGAGCAUCCUUUAUACUGGUUCAGCUCCAUGGGGAGAUUCUCUUGAAACGAAAGCAAAGAAUUAAAACCUGUCUUGGGUUGUCUUGAGGAACGAUGAACCCUCUUGGUGAAUACCAGAUUUGGACGCAGGCAGAUUCCAAUGUUUGAAUCCUAACUUUAUUAUUUACUCUCUGUCUCUAAGCAGCCUCAGAUUCUUCAUUUGUAAAUAAUUGCUGGGGUGAUUAUAGAAAAUCAGUGUUAAGUAUCAAAUGUACACAUUUUGAAAAAGCAGUGGAUACCAUAUUCAUGAACACAAUAUUUAUUUAUUUGUGCCCCUAUCCUGUACCAAAAAGAGGUAUAUCUAUUGGCAGGAUCCUGCACCCCACAAAGCACUGCCCAGCUGCAUUCUUCUCCAGGAGAGGUCUGAGUGUGAGAUAAAAACUGAUUGCUAAUGGAAAAAAAAAAUUACUUUAUUCAGUGCAAUGUCUUAGCUUCCAACCAUUCUAUGGGACCUCUGGCCCUGGUGACCUGGGGCACUGGAGUAAGAUGAAGCCAAGAUAGGACCAUCCUAAUAAGCCUGAACAGUAUCUGACUGUCCUCCAUCUUUCAAUUAGUUGCAGGUAUAGAAAUUAUUAUUCUACCACAGGGUUUUUCAACCUCGGUACUGUUAAAAUUUGGGGCCAGAUAAUUCUUGGAAGGGGGGACGGGUACUGCCCUAUGCAUUGUAGGAUGUUUAGCAGCAUCUGUGGCCUCAUCCACUAGAUGCCAGCAGCUUCUGCCACUCUUACAUCCCAUUCAAAAAAGUAAAAAGGGCUUCCCUGGUGGUGCAGUGGUUAAGAAUCCGCCUGCCAAUGCAGGGGACAAGGGCACGAACCCUGGUCCGGGAAGAUCCCACAUGCCGCGGAGCAACUAAGCCGGUGUGUCACAACUACUGAGCCUGCAUUCUAGAGCCUGCAUGCCACAACUACUGAAGCCCGCACGCCUAGAGCCCGUGCUCUGCAACAAGAGAAGCCCACCGCAAUGAGAAGCCCGGGCACCGUGACAAAGAGAAGCCCCUGCUCACCACAACUAGAUUUCUCUAGUUGCGUGCAGCAACAAAGACCCAACGCAGCCAAAAAUAAA
Molecule: messenger RNA, 6643 nt
Organism: Physeter macrocephalus (sperm whale)
Lineage: Eukaryota; Metazoa; Chordata; Mammalia; Artiodactyla; Physeteridae
Product: olfactory receptor 7A17-like
Biological process (GO): G protein-coupled receptor signaling pathway
Cellular component (GO): plasma membrane
Molecular function (GO): G protein-coupled receptor activity; olfactory receptor activity
Source: RefSeq, a predicted model, not a curated record